Molecule: messenger RNA, 2663 nt
Organism: Pocillopora verrucosa
Lineage: Eukaryota; Metazoa; Cnidaria; Anthozoa; Scleractinia; Pocilloporidae
Source: RefSeq, a predicted model, not a curated record
UGCAAUGUGAGUGGAUCAAUUGAGACAAGUCUCAUCUAACCACAGAGACCACAGUUCGAGUGAGAACUGCAAUGAUGACCAAAAUGUUAGAUGGUUUGGCAAGCCUAUUUCGUCUUGCAGCGUUCUUUCUCGUUAUUCAAGGGUGCUGGGCAAUAGCUGAGCAAAAUGAUACGUGUACAACUGCCCCGUUCUUGAACCGAAGUAAAUGUGAACAUUCGAACUGCAGAAACUUUCUUGAGAGUGGAUGGCGCAAGAUAAAAUGUAGUCCAUUUGUCUUUGGCGCUCGCCAAGGUUCCUGCUCUACGUGGUGUAAAAAACUUUACUCCCUCGCUAGCAGAGACAAGCCACCAUGUCAACCAGAGUGUCGAAGUGUUUUCUUAAAUCAAGGAAUUGACACCGGGAAAAUUCCAUUUCGUGUAGUACCCUGCGGAGCAUUUGUAUUUAUUAUCACCUUAAAGGUCACAAGGAAUUUUGAAGUUAAGCCAAUUCCAAGUUGGAUGAAUGAUUUGAUCAACCUUUCUAACAUUGAAGUCAAUAAAGAAAAUGCUUUGCAGGUUGCUUUACCAUUAUUUGCAACUGCAAUUAAAAAAAUUCGGUUCCGCCAUAAACAAAGGGAUAUUCUCGCAGAUGAAGAAGGGGAAGAAGCUAUGUUUUCCUCCUUUGCCCUUGAGGAGUUUAUAAUCAGAUUUUCCAAACGCAGAUUAAAAAUCACAAAUCCCGAAGCUAAUGCUACCAGCAAAGAACUGGCGUUUCAAGUCAGACGUAAUGUUCACCGAAAAGGAAGGGAUUUUCUCUUCAAUGGAAGCAAUGGGGAGAACUUUAUCAAGAUUCCCUCAGCUAAUCUACAUCCGAAUGGAUCCGUAGUACUCGGGAUUGAAUACAACAGCCUUCAGGAGCUUUUUUCAAACUACUCAGCAGGCUCUGGAGGAACCAACAAAACCUGGAUACUGGACAGUAAAAUUAUAUCCGCUGUAGUAGAUCCUUUGCUAGAAGUGCUAACAGAGAACGUCACCUUGGUUUUUCAAAACACGAAGGUGAAUCGUAAAAAAAGAACAUGUGUAUUCUGGAGCUUCUCUGAAGAAAACUUUGGGGGUUGGUCAAGUGAAGGAUGUCAAACAAAGAUGAUAUCAGAUCAUUACACGGAAUGUGUUUGCAAUCAUCUCACCCACUUCGCUGUACUCAUGGAUUUCACCAACAAUGCUGAUGACGGGAAGUUUUUCAAUCAGGAUAAAACUCGUUCGUCAGAUGAGCAUGACAAAAUAUUGACACUCCUUACUCGAGUAGGGAUGGCUUUAUCUCUCACCGGAGUCGCACUAACAAUUAUCAGCUAUCUUCAGCUCACAGACAGAAACUUACCUUUGUGUCACAUACGGGUUAGUCUGACAUCCUGCAUUGGAGCAGGACAUAUCAUCUUUUUCGCUGGAAUCGACUUCACUGAAAACCAGGCUGCUUGUGUAGCUGUGGCAGCUCUUAUGCAGUAUUUCCUGAUGGCCAGUUUUUGCUGGAUGCUUGUCGAGGGGAUUUAUAUCUAUUUAUUUGUUGUAAAGGUUUACAACAUUAGCGAUAAAAUGUAUCGCUAUCAUGGCUUUUGCUGGGGACUGCCUGCAAUCGUAGUUGCUGUAUCUCUGCCAAUCGCUGCAGGAAAUGAUGGAAUCGAAACUUUUGUCAAUGAUGAAAACUGCUGGAUGUCCUCCUCUAAUAAUAUCAUCUGGAUAUUUGUUUCCUUUGUUGGACUGAUCGCAAUUAUUAACAUGAUGAUCCUCGUGCGAGUUAUCAAGGAAUUAACAACAAUCCAACAUGUGAAGGGCAGCCAAACUGAGCAGAUCAGCUUGUGGGAAAAAGAUUUAGAAUUCAGUUUUAACGCUUGUGUUUUCAAAGUGACUAUUCAUUUGGUCUCUAUCAGGCUUGGUGUCCGUGCAUGCGUGGUGUUGGCUCCAUUGCUGGGUGUCACGUGGCUGAUUGGCUUCCUUGUGCCGUUACACAUCGCCUUCUCCUACAUUUUUGUAAUCCUUAAUUCCAAUCAGGGAUUCUUCAUUUUCUUCUGUCACUGUUUGGGAAAUAGUGAGAUAAGGGGGCGUUUCAAAAGAAGAAUCUUAAAAGUCCUCCCAGAUGCAUCUAAUCAAAGGCAAGGUGACAAUAGAGGAAACUCUCAAGCUCGUCAAAGUCACAAUGAUACUGGGAUUCCUGUGCAGGAUCGAGAGUAAUCAAGGGACUUUGAACUUUGGUCUUGUCAAUGGAAUAGGAGAAUACUAAAUGCAUUUAUAACCAGCUUCACUUAUGUUGCUUAGGCUGUAGCUGAUUCAAGUUAAUUCAAGUUGUAUUUAUAAAUAUAUAUUUUUUUGUCCAGCUGCUGGGAAAUGUUCUUAAGCACAGACUUAGCUUGGUUAAUGAUGUGUAACCACACUUACCUGGCAUCGUUGGCAUUUUAUAGAAUAAUUAUUUGUCUAAGAAUCAAAUUGCCAGAGAACAACAGUUUAUGAUAAACUAAUUAAUCAUUUAACCGGUAAUCAGGUCUGAACCCAGGCUUUGCUAGGUUGAUGAUAUUUAACCACACUUACGUGGCAUCGUUGGCAUUAUAAGGAAUAAUUAUUUGUUUUAGAAUCAAAUUACCCGAGAAUACCAGUUUAUGAUAUACUGAUUAAUCAUUUAACCGGUAAUCAGGU